Messenger RNA from Ectocarpus sp. CCAP 1310/34, 1055 nucleotides. Lineage: Eukaryota; Phaeophyceae; Ectocarpales; Ectocarpaceae. The record is from the annotation of a GenBank genome assembly.
AUGGACGAGAACGGAGUGGGGAAGGCGCUGCAGAGGGUGGAGCGACUGUUCGUGCUGCUGGAUCCAAGGCGGAAAACGCUGGACGACACACAUCUCAGGAACGGCUCCUCGGACCUCAAGACCCAAGUCGAAGCGGACUUGAAGGCGUUCAUCGGCAAGUUCGCGCAAGAGUCUGCUCCGUCCACGCCUGCGCCUGCGCCAGUGGUCAACGUCGACACCGCGGACCCUGCUCGCAAGAAGAAGAAGCCUACUUCGAGAUUGGAGCAACGGCGCGCUGCACGUUUGGCGGAGGCAGUGGCAGGCGGUGGUGGUGGCAGCGGCACCACCGAUCCUCAGGCUGCCGGCACGGGCCGGCGCGUGCUGAUCGAGCGAGAGAUGCUGGUAUACUUGGCAGAGCAGCCUCAGGUCGACGUCGAUGACUUCAACCUUCUGGGAUUUUGGAACCGGCGGGGCACUGACAGCGUGUCCGCGGCGACUGGGAAGGUUACGUCUCCGGCCGAGAUGCCGUACCUGGCGUUUAUCGCUCGGUUGCACCUUGGGAUCGAGGCCACCAGCUGCCAGGCCGAGCGCAAUUUUUCAGCGCUCGCUCACCUCAUCGGCGACUUUCGCUGCAACAUGCUUUCGCACAGGGUCGAGCGCAUGAUGCUGGUCCGGCUCAACUAGCACCUGCUUGCCGAGGUUCGCGCGUACGACGCUGCUGUUGCGCGGGCACGAGCUAUGGCCGCCAAUAGCGCAGAGCAAUCCGCGGUUGCACAGGAGGAGAGAGCGAACACGGCGAUUGACGUCCCCUUGUAGACUAGGGUAGCCGAGAGUGUAGAGUAGCCCGCGGUCGUGCAAGAGGGGUGCCCCUGCUGAGUGUGGUUGUGGUUUUGCUGUUUUGUUCGGUGUCCGUUCAUCGUAGUACAAGUAUGUAUUUUGUCUUUUCUGUGUUUUUCGUCGUUCAUGCUUUCUUGUGGCAGUGACUUGUGUCUUUUGCCUUUUGUCUGGUCUCUUGUCUCGUCUUUUUUCUUAGCUUCUGGUCUUUUGUGUUUUGUCUUCUCCAGCUGGUCUUCUGA